AUGUUUCCUCGCAACGUUACCCGCCUCGCUGCUAGUGUCCCGCGCUCCGGCAUGAGGACAAUUGUCUCGACGGCCAUUCGUCAAUCCAGCAAUGCCCCCUCCAUCGGUGACAUCAAUCCUUCCCCCACAGCCAUCGAUUCAUUCAACCAGAAGCAAAAGGCAUUCAGAGAUGAGUUGGCAGCGUCCCAGAGGGAGCGGGAAGCUCGUGCGUUGGCCCAAGACAAAUCUUCUUCCUCCGCUGCUGCUACCGGUGAAGACACCGCUGCUAAUCAUCCGGAUGAUGCAGGCGCUGCAGCAGACCGCAACCUGUCGGAGCACGAUGCCAAGUCGGGUCGCCUGUCCAGCCUGAUCUACGGCACCAAGGAAGGGAGGGAGAUGGACGCCCAGAUCGAGGCCAGCUUUAGCCAGGUCCUGGCUCGUGGAAAGUACGUCCACUCCAUCGUCUUUCACGAGGUUAAGCCCGAAAAGGUGGACGAAUACGUCAAGCUCGUGGGGGAGUGGUACCCCAAGAUGGCCAACCUGGAGGAUAACAAGGUCAAUCUGGUGGGAAGCUGGCGGACAGAGGUUGGAGACUGCGAUACGUUCAUCCACAUCUGGGAGUACCAAAAGUACGAAGGCUACCACAAUUCCCGAUACAACAUCACCCACCACCCCCAGUUUUCCGACUUUGAUCGCAAGCUCGCCACGCUCAUCAACUCUAAGAAGUCGUCGUUGAUGCAAGAGUUUUCGUUCUGGCCCACCACGCCUCCGCGCCAGCUGGGCGGCAUCUUUGAGCUCCGCUCGUACACGCUGCACCCGGGCAACCUUCUCGAAUGGGAGACGCACUGGAGGCGCGGUCUCAAGGCCCGUCGCGAGGUCAUGGAGGGCGUCGGCGCUUGGUUUGUCCAGAUUGGCGACCUGAACACGGUCCACCACCUGUGGCAGUUUGCUAACCUCGAGGAGCGCCGGGCCCGUCGCGAGAGCUGCUGGUCCAUCGAGGGAUGGAGCGAUACGGUGCAUAAGACGGUUCCCCUUAUUCAGGACAUGAGGUCGCGGGUCUUGGUCCCCAUGCCGUGGUCACCUGUGGCAUAG
Messenger RNA from Geosmithia morbida, 1071 nucleotides. Its product is annotated as NIPSNAP protein. Gene Ontology annotation, cellular component: mitochondrion. The record is from RefSeq and is a predicted model, not a curated record. The coding region runs from base 1 to 1071 and encodes 356 amino acids. NCBI's taxonomy places the organism in Eukaryota, Fungi, Ascomycota, Sordariomycetes, Hypocreales, Bionectriaceae. The transcript is spliced from 2 exons.